AUGUCUUCUUCUUCAGAAACGCUUCAUGUGGUUCUAUUUCCAUUCAUGGCAAAAGGCCAUACAAUUCCACUUGUAAAUCUAGCUCGUCUCCUUUGCCUUCACCGUAACAAUAACAUCACUGUCACCAUCUUCACAACUAAUCCAAAUUCAGCAUUCAUCCGUCAAUCUUUAUCCGAUACAAAAGCUUCAGUGAUUGACUUAACAUUCCCGGAAUUCACACAUCCUGAAAUUCCUAAGGAGUCGAAAGUGCAGAUAAAUUACCAUCAUUUUCUCUCUUUUGCUAGUCUAACUAAACUCCUUCAACCAGAAUUUGAUAGAAUUCUUCAGAGUCUUCAACCGGAUGUCAGUUGUAUAAUUUCUGACGUAUUCUUUCCGUGGAGUCUUGAAUCCGCUUCCAAGUUAGAUAUACCUAGAUAUGAAUUCAGUGGAUGCAGUAACUUCACCGUUGCAAUUUACGAUAUCCUUGCUAUUCAAGAAUUUCCAGUCGAUUCUGACGACGAGCUUUUUAGUCUUGCUCCAAAUUUUCCCGACGUCCGGCUUACCAAGAAUGAUCUUGAACCUGAAGUUAUUCAUUCGCAACCAGGUGAAGUGACUGAUUUAUUUACAGAUAUCUACAGCGCAACGAGUAACGGUAACAGCAUAAUCGCCAACAGUUUCUAUGCACUCGAGUCGCAAUUCGAAGAUUACUUGAACAGAAAAAGCUCUUGUCCUUCCAAGGGACUCCGGAAUACACUUGGAAAGACAACGCCAAAAUUACCAAAAUUGAACAAAGAGUUUAGAGUGGGAGCAAUAUUUCUGAAGGGGCCAAAAUGA
Messenger RNA from Papaver somniferum (opium poppy), 813 nucleotides. Its product is annotated as UDP-glycosyltransferase 90A1-like. Lineage: Eukaryota; Viridiplantae; Streptophyta; Magnoliopsida; Ranunculales; Papaveraceae. The coding region runs from base 1 to 813 and encodes 270 amino acids. The record is from RefSeq and is a predicted model, not a curated record. The transcript is spliced from 2 exons.